CCCAACACAUCGCCCUAUCCUCGCAACGUGGACUGCCCAUAGGCCCCAAACCGCCGCUGCCCUGCCCCUGGAGCUAUCGCGCUGCCGUGCCAGAGCCGUUAAGCUUUGUCGGCGCCCGUUGUGCCCUGCCGCUCCUUUUCCUGGUCCUCCCGCCCCAGUUCUCAGUCCCUCAUCCGGGAAGUAUCUGCCAAACAGACCGCCACGCACCUCCAUCCACCCCUCCGCGACGGCCUAACCAAUGUCGAUUCCAUGUCACCCGCCUCGAACGCCCCGGAAAAUACCUCACACCCUGCGGUGAGGUCAAAUAAUGCGUUGCACAACCCGGACCAUGCACCCUCCCACCGUCUUCAAGACUCUACAGAGGUGACACCAAAGAGCCUCGCUGCGACGGGCCGCUCUAAGACCGCCCCGAUUGCGCUCGACCGCCUGUGGACGCCGUCGGUUGAUCAGCCUCAACUCUCGGAACGCGACAGCAUCUUCGCGACGACGUACCUAGGCUCUGACAGUCCCUCGUCCUCUCCACGCUUCACGUCCCGCUUGGAAGGCACCAUCUACAAUGCCCCCGACCAUGGCCUAUCAGACAUGGCAGUGUCAGCGGUUCCCUGUAGGACACUGACGGAGGCCCCUCUCCUUCGCCAGCGCAACCCUCCGUGCCAUACAUCCCUCCAAGACCACCAGAGCCUCCUCGCAACCCAAUUCAAUCCAAGCAGGCACGGCGGUGCCGACAUGGACUCCGCCAGUGUCCACCACGGUCCACCCCCUUUCAUGAGUCCGGUUGACUCGCCUCUCCAUCGUCCUUCUACACCUCAACGGCCCGACUCGCACUCCAGCAGCAGAUCGUUACAUGGCACGUUGGUGGAAAGCGAGGAGCGAUUGCGCUACAGGUCGUGGAGGGAAGGAAAGGCUACACUUAACGACGGCAGUGGCGUCCUCCAAAAUCUCGGCCGUGAUCGUUCACACGUUGACAAGAAGAUCGAGGCAACCCUCCCCAAGGCCGAGCAGCUAGUGGCCGCCAGAAGUCGGAAGGCAAGUCACUAUCUUCGGGUGUUCAAGGAGAACGACGUGGCAGAAGAACAGAAGCGAAGAGAUGGCCGCACCAAAGAACGACGCGGGACUGAGAAGGGCACGCAGCCGUCUAAAGAGGAGGGUCUCUUGAAGCUGGGUGCAAUCUCCCCUGGGCCCAGUGAGGCCGGCCCUAAUUAUGGCUAUCUGCAAACACCAGAAUCCAAUAAGUACGCAUUCUCGCGCUCCUCCUCCGCAGCCAUCUCCCCCCACAAAGGCCCCAUUGAGUCUUACUUUGAGCCCGCGCCGAAUCGCGGUAGCGAUGCCCAGAAAGUUACUGAACCAAACGUCGAGGAGACUAUGCGGGCGAUUAUGGAGAGGGGCAACAAGCAUGAAUUUCCGUUGCGGCUACUAGACGAGAUCAAAAGCUACCACAACCUCACCCCUGGUGCUGACCGAGGAUCCUCAUUUUCUAAGAGUCUACCUACCGCAGCUUUCGAACGACUCCGUGGACAGACUUGUAAAUCACGGCCAGCCUCGCAAGUUCGCGAGCCUGCUGAUUACUUCGAUGCCCGAGGAGACGAAACAGCAGAGCGUUCACCGGUUUCUGAAGAAGACGAGUCUGAAAAGGAGCAAAUCUCGUCUGCCCUAUAUUUUCCUCAUCGCCAAUUUGCGUCCCCAGAGCAGAUUCCCCCAGAAGAAGAGAUACGAAAAACAGAGGUUGAGAGUGUUCGGAAACGGAAGUCAAUCCAUGUAGGCAAGCUACCUAAAGGCUGGGCCGAGGAAAAGGUAGUGAAGACUCCUCACGAGGUAGAAAUUUCUCUACAGUCUCAAGAUACGAACCAAUGUCUCCAUGGUGAUAUUCCGGCUUCAGCCACUGUGCCCGAAGAAGACAAGCAGACGUUUACUUCACCAUCCGAGACAGUCACUUCGGCCGAAUCUGGCUAUGAGUCUUUGGCAGAAUCAUCGCACUCUCUUCGUGGAUAUGAGUCCAGUGCAACUGAUGAUCUAGGUACAACGCCGACAGCGACGUCGCAUAGAAAGGAAACCAAGCCACCGCCCGUCCCUCAACCCCCUGCCCCUCUCGGUGCAGUCGAACUCAAACCCUACGAUCACCAGGUUGGCGGCCACACAACUGUUUACCGCUUUUCUAGGAGGGCCGUCUGCAAGCAGCUCAACAACCGAGAGAAUGAGUUUUACGAGACAGUGGAGCGGCACCAUCCAGAGUUGCUAGAAUUCUUGCCAAGGUAUAUCGGUGUUCUCAAUGUCACGUAUCGCAAAGCGCCAAAACGAAAGAAGACCAACAAAGACAAGCCAAAGACGGAUGUUGGCAAUUCUGAAUCAGCGUCCAACGCUGAUCCCAUGUCUUCAAGGCAGGUCUCAGGGCCGCCAAACCAAUCCAGUAUGCCCGAAGAACUCCCCAGGAUGGUUAGUCACUCUCAACACAACAUGCCUGUGCCCCAGGUCAUCUUUGAGAACAACCGGCACAUUAUACCCGAUAAUCUCUUCCGGGUGCCGCCUCGCUCUGCUACUCCCGACCCGUGGAUGACAAAUUCGUCAUUACCAUCACAAUACCAUCGAAGAAAUCAAAGUGACAUUGGCUUCACCUCGGAGAAAAGCCCGACGCGACCACCAAUGCAUCAGCAUACCAGUUGGGGUGUAACGACGAUCAACACUAAGUUGCAAGAAGAGGUGCUGCGCAUGGUCUUUGCUCCCCCUCCUAUUCAUCAUCGUCAUCGUCAUGGACACCAUCAUCAUAGUAUUUCCUCGAAGAUGAGAACAGACUCACAAGGCAUUGUGGGAUCGGCACCGUCAAUAAGGAGAAAUAGCACGGAUGUCUCUGAGCUGCAUGUGCCGUUCACGGAGGAAUCCACUCGAAAGCAAGUGCUCAAGGCCGAAGCUCAGCGCCAGCUAUCUGUGGGUAGUGCUCGGCACGCUGGUGGCCGGGCAAUAUCCGACUCGUCCAGUUACGUAAGCAACGACGAAUAUCGGCCGUCAUCUUCCCCUUCUACACUUCCACGGCGCCGUCAUUCGGGUGGUGGACUCACACGUAGACCUUGUAGUGUAGAAUCUAGUCGAAGAAGCAAUCUAGAGUUUUACGAAGAGGCAUAUGGGGGAGACGGCGAGGAGGAGGUGUUUGCAAUGGAUGAAGAGACUAAGACCCCAUCUCAGGCGAAUGGCUCUAUCAACGGCCAAUCUUCGAGAGGUGACAGAAGUGUUGGGCAACGUCCCUCAGGAGCUGGUUCUGUUGAUAGCAUGCUACCAGCGCCCGUGGUUCCGAAGCCGAAGUCGGUCCCCCUCGCCUCUCAAGAGCCAGUCAAUCCCGAACAAGCCCAGCAGCAACCUGACGAACGUGUCCAACACUUCCUUCUUCUUGAGGAUCUUACGGCAGGUAUGUCCAAACCAUGCGUUCUCGACCUCAAAAUGGGAACGCGGCAGUACGGUGUUGAAGCGGACGAGAAGAAGCAACGUUCACAACGCCGCAAGUGCCAGAUGACAACGAGCCGCGAACUUGGUGUCAGGGUCUGUGGAAUGCAGAUCUGGAAUGUUAAGACGCAGAGCUACGUGUUUGAAGACAAGUACUUCGGUCGCGAUCUGAAAGCUGGAAAGGAGUUUCAGGAUGCAUUGAAACGAUUCUUCUUUGAUGGAAAUGGAUACAAGGCCGCCGUUCGACAUAUUCCUAUCAUUCUCGAGAAGAUCAGUAUACUGGAAGGUAUGAUUAGAAGGCUGCCUGGAUACCGCUUCUACGCUAGCAGCCUCCUCAUGCUGUAUGAUCGCGGCGAUGGGUUUGAGAAGGACAAAGAGACUCCGACACUACUAAAUGGCAUUUCAAACUCGAAUCGAGAAGACAUAUUAGGUGUCCCAUCUUCUGGUCCUCCAUCGAACGCUACAUCCAACCCUAAUAGACCUUCCGAGAUCAAGCUCAAAAUUGUAGACUUUGCAAAUUGCGUUACAGCUGAAGAUCCUCUUCCCGAAGUCGUGCCUUGCCCACCAAGAGACCCAGAUGGCGUUGACCGGGGUUACCUCCGUGGCUUGAGGUCACUGAGGCUCUAUUUCCAGCGCAUCUGGAAAGAUAUUAACGAGAAAGAGUGGGUUGAGCGUGGAGAGGGUGAGGGAAUGGCCAUGGAUACACGUGGGCCCGGGCUCGGUGAGGUCGGGAAAGGAUGGGAAGAUGCACCGGGAGGCGACGAGGGGGGUUACGUCAGUAUUUAAAUAAGUGCUGCCUCCCUUCAAGCCAC
Lindgomyces ingoldianus is the source of this 4241-nucleotide messenger RNA. RefSeq names its product SAICAR synthase-like protein. The transcript is spliced from 2 exons. NCBI's taxonomy places the organism in Eukaryota, Fungi, Ascomycota, Dothideomycetes, Pleosporales, Lindgomycetaceae. Gene Ontology annotation, cellular component: nucleus; cytoplasm. The record is from RefSeq and is a predicted model, not a curated record. Gene Ontology annotation, biological process: phosphatidylinositol phosphate biosynthetic process; inositol phosphate biosynthetic process. Gene Ontology annotation, molecular function: inositol hexakisphosphate kinase activity. Bases 250 to 4215 code for a protein of 1321 amino acids.